Messenger RNA from Scutellospora calospora, 702 nucleotides. The record is from the annotation of a GenBank genome assembly. Lineage: Eukaryota; Fungi; Glomeromycota; Glomeromycetes; Diversisporales; Gigasporaceae.
GUGAUCACUCAAAUCGAAAAUAAAGUUAAUGCAGAACUGUGCAAAGUACACGAUAUGGAUAUUAUAGAACUUGAAUUGCCACGUAUAAAGGCCGAAAGCAAGAAACGUAAUAAAAUUUUUGAAACGAUCCAUAAUAUUUUUAAUGCUGAAAUUGUUGACAAUAAAUUAUUCAUCAAAUUUAAUGGAGGAAUUAAAUCAGAAGUACAUAAGAAAGUGGUGUAUUCGCUUGAUCAACAACUUCCAACUUGGUGGAAUCAGAUUGAUUCAAUAUGUGUGGUUAACAGUAAUCAGUAUCGACCUGAUGUAGGUGGUUGGAACCCUAAACCAGCACUUAAUCAAAGAGUUUUUCCUAUAAUUAAUCCAUGUCUACUACCAUUGCUAUGGAUCGAGGUAACCUAUGAUAAUUCUGGUGAUUGUGAUAAUGCUAUAAAUAAAUUCACACGCGUUCAACCCCACUGUCCGACCACAGAAUUUGUAAUCAUCAUUGUUCCGGCUACUGUAACCCCCCUUUCAGCAAAUUCAAAUCCAGGCAUCAGUUCAGUUGUGGCAACACCCAAAACGACUCGUCCAUCUCAUGCUCCAUAUCUUGGCCAUUUGUCCGCGGGAAAUAUUAUUACUGCAAUUCAAUGGUACAAGAUAAAAUGGAAUAGGCAUCUUGUAUUAGGAUGUGGAGCAAAUAUAGGUUUUAAUGAUAUACUAGAA